Pyrenophora tritici-repentis Pt-1C-BFP is the source of this 3813-nucleotide messenger RNA. RefSeq names its product PycA, Pyruvate carboxylase. Gene Ontology annotation, molecular function: ATP binding; metal ion binding; pyruvate carboxylase activity. Gene Ontology annotation, cellular component: cytoplasm. The record is from RefSeq and is a predicted model, not a curated record. Gene Ontology annotation, biological process: gluconeogenesis; pyruvate metabolic process. Lineage: Eukaryota; Fungi; Ascomycota; Dothideomycetes; Pleosporales; Pleosporaceae.
AGUCGGGAACUAGAAUAAAUUGCCCUCGAGCUGCCCUCUUCCACCACUUCCAGUCCUCUCCGUCCCCCCUCUCACCUACCCCUCGUUCCUCUCACACACUGCACACAGUUGUCAUUCGACAUGACGACACUUGCAAUUGACCAGAACGCCUCGUCGGCCAUUGACGAGAAUGACUUUGACGAGGACCAUGGCGAGCACCACCCCCACAGGAACUCGGUCCACCACAAGUUGCGAGCGAGCAGCUCCAUCAUGCAGCUGAAGAAGCUCCUGGUGGCCAACCGAGGAGAAAUCCCCAUCCGUAUCUUCCGUACAGCCCACGAGCUGUCCCUGCACACAGUGGCAGUCUACAGUCAUGAGGACCGUCUCAGCAUGCACCGACAGAAGGCUGAUGAGGCGUACGAGAUUGGUGCGCGCGGCCAGUACACGCCCGUUGGUGCUUACCUUGCGGGUGACGAAAUCAUCAAGAUCGCCGUCGAGCACAAUGUGAACAUGAUUCACCCGGGCUACGGCUUCUUGUCCGAGAAUGCAGAGUUCGCCCGGAACGUGGAAAAGGCUGGUCUCAUUUUUGUAGGCCCUUCCCCUGACACCAUCGAUGCCCUUGGCGACAAAGUCUCUGCCCGAAAGCUUGCUGUCAAGUGCAACGUCCCGGUAGUGCCUGGUACUCCCGGCCCUGUCGAGAAGUUUGAAGAUGUCAAGGCAUUCACGGACGAAUUUGGCUUUCCCAUCAUCAUCAAGGCCGCUUUCGGUGGUGGUGGCCGUGGCAUGCGUGUAGUCCGCGAACAAUCCUCGCUCAAAGACUCGUUCGAGCGCGCAACAUCAGAGGCGAAGUCGGCUUUCGGUAACGGAACCGUCUUCGUCGAGCGCUUCCUCGACAAGCCUAAGCAUAUUGAAGUCCAGCUUCUCGGUGACAACCAGGGCAACGUUGUCCAUCUGUACGAGCGUGACUGCAGUGUCCAGCGCCGUCACCAAAAGGUUGUCGAGAUUGCCCCGGCCAAGGAUCUACCGGUCGAGACCCGCGAUGCCAUUCUUGCCGACGCUGUCAGGCUGGCCCAGAGCGUCAAGUACAGGAAUGCCGGAACCGCUGAGUUCCUGGUUGACCAACAGAACCGAUACUACUUCAUCGAGAUCAACCCCCGUAUCCAGGUCGAGCACACCAUCACCGAGGAAGUUACGGGAAUCGACAUCGUCGCUGCACAGAUCCAGAUCGCUGCAGGCGCAUCCCUUGAGCAGCUCGGCCUGACUCAAGAUCAUAUCUCUACCCGAGGCUUCGCCUUCCAGUGCCGUAUUACCACAGAAGACCCGGCCCAGAGCUUUGCCCCCGACACCGGAAAGAUUGAGGUAUACCGCUCAGCUGGUGGUAACGGCGUUCGUCUUGAUGGUGGUAACGGUUUUGCGGGAGCCAUCAUCACUCCUCACUACGAUUCUAUGUUGGUCAAGUGCUCCUGCCGUGGCUCUACGUACGAGAUUGUCAGAAGGAAGAUGCUACGUGCUCUAGUGGAGUUCCGCAUCCGUGGUGUCAAGACCAACAUUCCCUUCCUGAUCAAGCUCCUCACGCACCCUACGUUUGUCGACGGACAAUGCUGGACAACAUUCAUCGACGACACACCCGCGCUCUUCGACUUGAUCGGCUCCCAGAACCGUGCCCAGAAGCUCCUCGCAUACCUCGGUGACCUCGCUGUCAAUGGCAGCCAGAUCAAGGGCCAAAUCGGCGAGCCCAAGUUUAAGGGUGUCAUUCCCAUUCCAGCCAUUCACAACCAGAGUGGCGAGAAGGUUGACACUUCCGCACCCUGCACUGAGGGUUGGAGAAACAUCAUUCUCAAGGAAGGUCCGGAGGGAUUCGCAAAGGCCGUCCGCGCCAACAAGGGAUGUCUUAUCAUGGACACAACCUGGCGUGAUGCCCACCAGUCUCUUCUUGCAACCCGUGUCCGAACCGUCGAUCUGCUCAACAUUGCCAAGGAGACUAGCCAUGCUUUAUCUAAUGCCUGGGCUCUUGAGUGCUGGGGUGGCGCCACCUUCGACGUCGCUAUGCGGUUUUUGUACGAGGACCCCUGGGAUCGUCUGAGGAAGAUGAGGAAGCUUGUACCCAACAUCCCGUUCCAGAUGCUUCUUCGUGGAGCCAACGGCGUUGCAUACUCGUCCCUGCCUGACAACGCCAUCUUUCACUUUUGCGAGCAGGCGAAGAAGAACGGUGUUGAUAUCUUCCGUGUUUUCGAUGCUCUAAACGACGUCGAACAACUUGAGGUUGGUAUCAAAGCCGUUCUCAAGGCGGGUGGUGUUGCCGAAGGCACUGUGUGUUACUCUGGUGAUAUGCUCAAUCCUAAGAAGAAGUAUAACCUAGACUACUACCUCAACGUCGUCGACAAGAUUGUCAAGAUGGGCGCGCACGUGUUAGGUGUAAAGGACAUGGCUGGUGUUCUCAAGCCGCGCGCUGCCCGUCUUUUGAUUGGGGCUAUUCGCAAGAAGUACCCCGACCUACCAAUUCAUGUUCACACCCACGACUCUGCCGGUACCGGUGUAGCCUCCAUGGUCGCCUGCGCCGAAGCAGGCGCUGAUGCUGUCGAUGCCGCAAUCGACAGCAUGUCUGGAAUGACCUCACAACCUAGCAUGGGUGCCAUUCUGUCGUCGUUGGAGGGAACCGACUUCGAUGCUGGUCUGGAUGUUCACAUGAUCCGCAAUCUGGAUGCCUACUGGGCACAGCUUCGUCUGUUGUACUCGCCCUUUGAAGCUGGUCUUACUGGCCCUGACCCCGAAGUGUACGAACACGAAAUCCCCGGAGGUCAACUGACCAACCUCAUCUUCCAGGCUUCACAGCAAGGUCUUGGUGAGCAGUGGGCACAGACCAAGAAGGCGUACGAACAGGCAAAUGACUUGCUCGGUGAUAUCGUCAAGGUCACUCCGACUUCUAAGGUUGUUGGUGACCUGGCCCAGUUUAUGGUAUCCAACAAACUUUCGUACGACGACGUCCUAGCCAAGGCUGAACAGCUUGACUUCCCAUCGUCAGUGUUGGAGUUCUUCGAGGGCCUCAUGGGUCAGCCAUACGGCGGAUUCCCAGAGCCUCUUCGUUCCCAAGCUCUCCGUGAGCGAAGGAAGAUGGACAAGCGUCCUGGUCUCUAUCUCGAACCAGUGGACAUUGUCAAGGUCAAGGCGGAUCUCAAAGCCAAGUGGGGCGAUGCUACAGAGUGCGAUGUGGCAUCAUACAUCAUGUAUCCCAAGGUGUUUGAGGAUUACAAGAAGUGGACGACCAAGUACGGCGACCUUUCUGUGCUACCAACUCGGUACUUCUUGUCGCGGCCUGAGAUUGGUGAGGAGUUCCAUGUGGAGCUAGAGAAGGGCAAGGUUCUUAUUCUUAAGCUCCUCGCCGUCGGACCUCUCUCAGAGCAGACGGGUCUACGUGAGGUCUUCUACGAGAUGAACGGUGAGACCCGUACCGUCACAGUUGAGGAUCAACACGCAGCCAUUGAAAACGUUUCCCGACCCAAGGCCGAUCCUACCGACAGCAGCCAGGUUGGAUCGCCCAUGUCCGGUGUGUUGGUCGAGGUGCGUGUCCACGACGGAAGUGAGGUUAAGAAGGGCGACCCAGUUGCUAUUCUCAGUGCCAUGAAGAUGGAGAUGGUUAUUUCGGCGCCACACUCUGGCAAGGUCAGUGGACUUUCAGUGCGCGAAGGAGACUCGGUCGACUCUGGUGACCUCGUCUGCAAGCUUGUCAAGUGAGGUUGGGGGCAGCAAGCUUUGUCUGAUUAAUGAGAUUGAAGAAUGUAAACAAUUAGAUACAUGUUACGAGUAACGGCGUCAGAAUAUUAGAGUCUCUUACAA